CAGCAAUCAUAUUGGGGACACGUCGAAUGUAUUUACGUUUGAGGACAAAACGUCGAUAUUUACUGGGCCACUGCAACCUUAGACAAUGCGACUUUUUACAUAAUAUUUUACAAAUCUGCAUGAAAAUAUCAACAGCGGUCAUGGAGGAAUCUGUUUCCAGCUGAACACGGAAGAUGACAGGACGGUUCCUAAUCAAUACAAAUUGAUUGUUUGAUGCGUAUGAAGCUGUUUUACCUUUCCCUACGCUAGUGGCGCUGCGUGAUAUUCUCAAUGUUAUCAUUCAUCAUAUCGAUAUAAUAUGGCGUUUACACUUUGGACACUUUUUGAAGCGACUAUGUUGUGUUUGAAUGCGAUCUGCGUUUUAAACGAAGAAAGAUUUCUUGCAAAAGUUGGUUGGGCGUCGUGGCAAAAUGUUCAAGGCUUCGGAGAACCUCCUACAGUAAAGUCACAAAUUUUGAACCUUAUUAGGUCCAUACGAACGGUGGCACGAAUUCCAUUGAUAUUCCUAAAUAUCGUAACAAUAAUUGUGAAACUGGUGCUUGGGUGAAAGAAACGAUUGAUGGUGUAAAUAAAAGGACAAUGAGCUGUGAAAAGUGAUGUACAUAAACGCAAAAUUACAUUCUUUUAUUUUUACCUUUGUAUCGAAGAGUAAAGUAUUUUUUAUUA
Messenger RNA from Bombus terrestris (buff-tailed bumblebee), 666 nucleotides. RefSeq names its product immediate early response 3-interacting protein 1. The record is from RefSeq and is a predicted model, not a curated record. NCBI's taxonomy places the organism in Eukaryota, Metazoa, Arthropoda, Insecta, Hymenoptera, Apidae. Gene Ontology annotation, cellular component: COPII-coated ER to Golgi transport vesicle; endoplasmic reticulum membrane; Golgi membrane. Bases 299 to 547 code for a protein of 82 amino acids. The transcript has 4 exons. Gene Ontology annotation, biological process: endoplasmic reticulum to Golgi vesicle-mediated transport.